GCACUUCGCAGGUUCACUUGCAGGCAGGCACGAAGCACGCUGAACUGACUGUACAACGAGAUCUCAAGAUGACUACCGCCCACAGACCCACGUUCGACCCUGCGCGAGGCAAGGAAGCCCUGCGAGGACCAGCGUAUCAUCAGCGGCUCCUCCCUGCACACACUCUCUUAAAAGUCCGCCAAGCAGGCCAGGAAGACCAGUCGCAAGUGCGCGACCUGCGCGCCGAGCUCCUUCAAGCCGAGGCGGCCCAUUUUGCGAAGAAGAGAGGUGAUGUCCCGGAACAAGCCGUCGGUGAUCAGGCUCCCGCCGUAAAACGCCAGCUCGAGGGGCCAACAUCCGGCGACGGCAGUCCCGCGGAGGACGAGGAUCUUGAAGCCAAACGGCGACGCAUAUUAGAAGAGACACGUCAUAUAGACGCAGACUCAGAUGCUUCAGAAGAGGAAGAUAGCGACGAAGAGAGCGACAGCGACGAAGAUGAAGCCGCCGAGCUCAUGAGAGAGCUGGAAAAGAUCAAAAGAGAACGACAGGAGCAGAAGGAAAAGGAGGAACGCGAACGGGCUGCUGAAGAGGAAGAGAAGCGGGAGUAUGAUAUCGCUCGAGGCAAUCCUUUACUCAACCCCGAAGACUUCAACAUGAAGCGGAGAUGGGACGAUGACGUCGUUUUCAAGAAUCAAGCCCGAGGGACACAGGACAAGAAUGGCAAAGAAUUUGUUAACGACUUGCUUCGAUCGGACUUUCAUAAGCGGUUCAUGUCCAAGUAUGUUCGAUAAAGCCUUGGCUUUGCAAUAUGAUUUCUUCACGAUGAUUUUACCACAAACUUCUGCCUUGUCCAACGCCAGCCCUUCCUCACUGCAACCUUGCUCGGGAAUUUCCAUUUCUACAGGUCCCUACUCGGAUCAAGUAUCUGAGCCUUUGUUGACCGGGGGGCGUUGCAGAAUCGCAUAAUACAGGCCUUUGUCUCAGCGACUUCCCAGCAAUGACUUAAAUGGUCAUAUGAUAGAGGAGAGCAAGCGGUGAAAAGAGCCAUCUCCUUCUAUUAAUAUUUUUAAUAGCAGACAGA
Molecule: messenger RNA, 1060 nt
Organism: Penicilliopsis zonata CBS 506.65
Lineage: Eukaryota; Fungi; Ascomycota; Eurotiomycetes; Eurotiales; Aspergillaceae
Exons: 8
Coding region: 69-770 (233 amino acids)
Biological process (GO): mRNA cis splicing, via spliceosome
Cellular component (GO): catalytic step 2 spliceosome
Molecular function (GO): RNA binding
Source: RefSeq, a predicted model, not a curated record